AUGAAAAUUGUUAAGCCUAUUUCGAAAAACAUAACUUCUGUCGUAUAUAUUCCACCAGCAGAGGUUGAUGCUGUAAGUGACGAAGAACUUAUUGACGAUAAUGAGAUGAUAACAGAGAUACCAGCUAUGACGGAUGUUUGUGGAGAGUUGGAGGUCGAACAUGAAUCAGAUGUGGAAGAUUUUGCGUCGCCGCCGUCAUGCUUAGUUGGAAUACCUGAUGAUGGACCAUCCUGUUCUGCAGAAACAACUAGGUACACAGCAGAAAAAGAUUUCGGUACACCAAACUGGAAAAAAACCAAACGAAUUGAUUUUAAAUUUGGACCCCCUGACGAAUCAGGUGGCAAAACACCAUUUGAAUUGUUUCUGCAGUUCUUCGACGAAGAAAUAAUGGAAAUGCUGGUCGUGAAUACAAAUAUGUAUGCUCACCAAAAUAAUAUCGUAGUGGAUAUUAGCAAACAACAGAUAUAUCGUUUCAUUGGAGUUUUGAAACUAAGUCGUUAUCAUAAAGUACCUCACGUUGAUUAUUGGAGUUCACAGCAAACACUUGGUAUACCUAUAGUAAAGCAAGCUUUAUCACGUAAUAACUUCCAGUUGAUCAAGAGAAUAUUUCAUCUAAUGGACAAUUAUGGCAUUGAUGCCACAGACAGGUUUGCUAAAGUUCGUCCACUUAUUGAUGCACUGAAUCCCUGCGGCUGGCUUGAAGUUUCUUCGGAUAAGCCCCAUAGGCGCCUACAAGCUUGUGUGCGAAUUUUGUUGUUGCAAUUGGUAGCAAUAAAACGCAAAUCGUAA
Molecule: messenger RNA, 789 nt
Organism: Anastrepha ludens (Mexican fruit fly)
Lineage: Eukaryota; Metazoa; Arthropoda; Insecta; Diptera; Tephritidae
Product: piggyBac transposable element-derived protein 3-like
Exons: 3
Coding region: 1-789 (262 amino acids)
Molecular function (GO): sequence-specific DNA binding
Source: RefSeq, a predicted model, not a curated record